AUGGCGGCGGCGACGGCAGAACAACCCCCACCCGCCGAAGCCGCCAAGCCUCUCCAGGGGCUCCUCAACGGCAUCGCCCAGGCUACCUAUUACGGCAACACGGAGAUCACGGAGGAGCUGCUGCGGGACCAGCUCUACUCGGAGACGGCGCCGCAGGAAUUCCGAGUUUUACUGGCCAAGAUGACGGGGAUCGUCAAGUCAAUAGCUUCUGCCGACAUGGAUUCGAAUCAGCUAGAGGCCUUUUUAACUGCACAAACAAAGAAACCAGGAGGCAUCACAAGUGAUCAAGCUGCAGUUAUUGCAAAAUUUUGGAAGAAUCACAGAGUGAAAAUUCGAGAGAGCCUGAUAAAUCAAAGCAAGUGGGAAAAUAGCUUGAAGAACAUAAGCUGGAGAGUGGAUUUACAGUCAGAGUCAAGACACAUCAGCCAGUUAAACAGCCCUGUUGCAAUAGUUGAAAUGGAACUUGGGAAAAAUGGACAGGAAUCGGAAUUUUUGACUGUGGAGUUCGAUGAGAUCAAAUUGAAUCAAAUGCUGAAGAAGCUUUCGGAGAUUGAAGACAGCAUUGCCUCUCUGACCCAAGCAUCGUAGCAUUUGAGUUAAAACAGUGUCUGACUCACAAUAAGAUUGACUUCAGUAACACCUAUUAACUCUAUCGAACAUCACACUUGUUGCAACAAUAUCGUAGACAUUCCUUCCGUUGUGUAAAAAUUGGAAUAAAGCAGACAAAAACUCAGGAAUGCAUGCUGUAGAAACUUGCACAGCUAAUUCUGUGCCCAUUAAAACCAAACAGAAUAUUUGGGCUCUAUAAUAGGAAACAUCUAAGUGUAUAGCCAUGCAACAACCAGGGUGGGGUGGGGGGUGGAGGCAGAUUUCUGUUAUUUGCUGCUUCUUUUUCUAGAGCAGUUGAGACCAAGAAAAAGAGAGUACCCUUGGCUCAAAGAAGGAAGAAUGUAAAAAAGCAAAGAACUGAAAAAAGUUCUACAGAUUGGAGUGGAGAGUAAUCAAAGGCAAGAAGUCUGGUGCAGACAUUUUCCCUCAGCUUGCAUGCUGAAAGAACAGGUUCAAGCCACCACACACAGAAUGAAUCCUGUGACGUAGGCACUCUAAAGAGUCCUCCAUAUGUGCACACUGGCUGAAUUUACACCGUCUCUCAAAUUCCCUUCCCCAUUUGAAGGAGAAGAAUUGUGCAAAUCACACCAUUGCACAUACAGAAUCCCACACGUAGGGCCGUUGUUCCAUUCUAUGCACAGUAGAGAGGUGAGACACUCCUCUACCUAGUGAGUUUCAGCACUGGCUGCUGUGUGUCUGUUGGCCCAGAGCCCUGUAAUAAAUUCCUAUCAAUAUUUUUUAUUUCCCUUCAUAUUCUAAACAAAUUCAUCUGUGAAUUCACCAGCAUGUAACAGUUCACAACUGGAAACUCAUCAAACUCUAAGAACCAAUCACCAGAAAAAACACCUAAGUGACGUUUGACUUCUUCAAGCAUAACGUUUGGUGAUGCAAAAUCCCAUGCUGGAAAUAAUUCUUAUGAAGCCUAGAGAGCUUUCAGAUGGGAAGGAAAACGAAUUUCAGAAAGAGUUUUCAGCAUGAACUGUUUCAUCUCUAGAGCAAUGCAUUGUUGUACACUUCAGAGCUCAUUGCAAAUGUACAGUGUAUGGGCAAAAUAUUAAAGCAACAUGCAUAUGAACUCCAGAA
This is a messenger RNA of Elgaria multicarinata webbii, 1692 nucleotides long. RefSeq names its product copper metabolism domain containing 1 (gene COMMD1). NCBI's taxonomy places the organism in Eukaryota, Metazoa, Chordata, Lepidosauria, Squamata, Anguidae. The record is from RefSeq and is a predicted model, not a curated record. The coding region runs from base 1 to 588 and encodes 195 amino acids. The transcript has 3 exons. Gene Ontology annotation, cellular component: endosome. Gene Ontology annotation, biological process: positive regulation of protein ubiquitination; regulation of proteasomal ubiquitin-dependent protein catabolic process; negative regulation of protein localization to cell surface.